AUGGCUGAAAGUAUCAAUUCAAAAACGAACUGCGAAGAGCAGACUCUGGUUGCUGGAACGGCCCAUCAUGAGCUUGAUACUCUUGAGCAACCAGCUGCGAAGCGACUUAGGGUGGACGAUGUAGCUCGCUCAAGACAAGGCUCAAACGCUACGGGGGCAACUGACAAACAGGAGUCCCAAGAUGCUCCAACUAAUGAUCAUGGCGACACUGCUAUCGAGUCAACUGCACCCCGAGACCGUCGUGCUGGAAUAACACCAAUUAGAAAGGAAUACCUCCUUGAUGUAACUGCAUCAAGAAACUCGGAUUCAGGGAUGGUGGAUGACGAUGCCGCUGAGGGCCGUGGUAACGCCAGAGACGCCAGCGCUUGCAGAGACAACAACCAAGGGGGUGUCAAAGGCAAAAGAGGCAAAAAGGAAAAAAGAAAAAAAGGCCAGAACACUGAACGCACUUUCGGCCGCUUCGGAGAUUCCAUUCAGCUCUGUAACAGUCGCGCUAUGUACCCUGAAUUCUCACCUCAUCCAUGCAAAUUCGGUGACGAGUGCCGCAUGUCUCAUGACCUGCGAAAGUAUCUCGAGCAAGGACGUCGUGAGGAUGUCGGAACGUUUGGCGGAAAAUGCCCCGUCUUUGAGCAGUACGGUCUCUGUUUCUCCGGUUGGAAAUGUCGUUUUGUGAAGAGUCACAUGAAGGAGCUGGAGCAUGAGGACGGCCGAAAGGAGCUGAUUCUCAUUGAUGACUCAAAUAAGACGGGGUUCAACGGCAAGAAGCCAACAUCAACACCAACCAAAGUCUCUGGUGGUGAUGAGCUGGAUGAGCGCCGAUCAGGCAUAUACAACAACGUCGCUAUGAGCACAAAAAUUGACCUGAACCGUAAGCGAAUCGACUUCGCCAAAGCAGAUGAGUACAUCAAGUGGAUAAACGACGAAGCCACUCUCAACAACGCCUUCCACCAGCGUCGCAAGGACCAGUCUAACGAAGGCAUCGAGGACCUCCGGGCCCAAUUCGUCGACCCUCCCUUCAAACCCUCCGAAAAGCGCCGGCUGUACUUUGGUCCCGAAACACCCACCCUCGCACCACUGACCACUCAGGGAAACCUCCCCUUCCGCCGUCUUUGCGUCGAAUUGGGCUGCGAACUGACGUACUCCGAAAUGGCCAUGGGCAUGCCACUCCUUCAAGGCACCAAGGCAGACUGGACCCUCCUCAAGGCGCACGAAUCCGAGAUUCAACCGCCUGCCUUCAAGCCCAGUAGCAACAACUACGUCUUUGACAACUACGACAACUCUCGCGACCUGCGCUUCGGCGCCCAAAUCUCUGGCAACCAGCCCUGGGUUGUCACCAAGGCCACCGACGUCCUCAGCAGGUUUUGCCCCCACCUGCGUCUCAUCGACCUCAACUGCGGAUGUCCCAUCGACAUGGUCUUCAAGUCCGGCGGCGGCUCAGCCCUGCUCGAGUCCCAGGGCAAGCUCGAGCGCAUGAUACGCGGCAUGAAUGCCAUGUCUGGCGAGAUCCCCAUCACUGCCAAGAUACGAACAGGCGUGAAGUCAUCUCGCCCCACGGCCCCCUCGGUCAUCUCCAAACUCGCCUUUGGCUCACGCGAGCACCGCGAACGUCUCGGCGCCCCUGGGUGCGCAGCGCUGACUCUCCACGGCCGCAGCCGCGAGCAGCGGUACACCAAGCGCGCAGACUGGAGCUACAUAGGGGAAUGUGCAGGCCUCAUCAAAUCCUACAACGAGCAAAAGGACGCCAUGGCCGACACCCUGGCCGAGCCUGAUGCGAGCACCCUUCCCAAUUCGAAAGACGGAAGGAUGUACUUCAUUGGCAAUGGCGACUGCUACUCUCACACGGAAUACUUUGAGCAUAUCUCGAAAUCCCGCGUCGACACAGUCAUGAUUGGUCGCGGCGCCCUCAUCAAGCCCUGGCUCUUCGAAGAGAUCCAGCAAGGCCAGUACCUCGACAAAUCUGCCUCCGAGCGUCUCACGUACAUUGAGAAAUUCGUCCGCUAUGGCCUCGACGCCUGGGGCUCAGAUGAGCUCGGUAUCGGCUUUACCAGGCGUUUUCUGCUGGAGUGGUUGAGUUUUGCGCAUCGUUAUGUUCCUGUCGGCCUCUUGGAGGCGCUGCCGCCUAGUUUGAAUGAUCGUCCGCCAGCGUACGUGGGCAGGAAUGAUUUGGAGACUCUCAUGGCCAGCGGGAACUACAAGGACUGGAUAAAGAUUACGUAUGAUUGA
Molecule: messenger RNA, 2223 nt
Organism: Metarhizium album ARSEF 1941
Lineage: Eukaryota; Fungi; Ascomycota; Sordariomycetes; Hypocreales; Clavicipitaceae
Product: tRNA-dihydrouridine synthase 3
Exons: 2
Coding region: 1-2223 (740 amino acids)
Biological process (GO): tRNA processing
Molecular function (GO): flavin adenine dinucleotide binding; RNA binding; tRNA dihydrouridine synthase activity
Source: RefSeq, a predicted model, not a curated record